This is a messenger RNA of Abrus precatorius (Indian licorice), 1077 nucleotides long. RefSeq names its product homeobox protein knotted-1-like 2. Gene Ontology annotation, cellular component: nucleus. The coding region runs from base 1 to 1077 and encodes 358 amino acids. The transcript has 5 exons. Gene Ontology annotation, biological process: regulation of DNA-templated transcription. Gene Ontology annotation, molecular function: DNA binding; DNA-binding transcription factor activity, RNA polymerase II-specific. NCBI's taxonomy places the organism in Eukaryota, Viridiplantae, Streptophyta, Magnoliopsida, Fabales, Fabaceae. The record is from RefSeq and is a predicted model, not a curated record.
AUGGAGGAAUACACUAAUAAUCACCCAAGUCCAAGGGCAAAUUUGUUGUACUCCUUGGCCGGUGGUUCAAGCGGAGGAUCAAACUGCCACCAUCAGCUUCCCAUGAACACCUUUCAUCUUCAAUCUGGUGGAUCGGAUCACUGCUUUCAAUCGGAUCAAGAACCACACCCUAGUGUGAAAACCGAGUCCAACAAUUCCCACCUUCGCUCUCCUAUUUUCCACUAUCCUCUAAUGAGAACAAAUCUUCACCACACUCAGCAAGGAGGGAGCCAGAGCUCUAACGAACUUGAAGCCAUAAAAGCCAAAAUCAUUGCCCAUCCUCACUACUCCAAUCUUUUAGAAGUUUACAUGGAUUGCCAAAAGGUGGGAGCUCCGCCAGAAGUUGUGGCGCGUUUGGCUGCGGUACGACGGGAUUUUGAGGCACCGCAGCGAUCUUCGGUUAGGUCUAGGGAAGGUUGCAAGGACCCAGAACUUGACCAAUUCAUGGAAGCUUACUGUGACAUGCUGGCGAAGUAUCGAGAGGAAUUAACGAGGCCUAUACAAGAGGCUAUGGAUUUCAUGCGUAGGACGGAAACUCAGCUGAACAUGCUUUGCAAUGGAACCGUGCGGAUCUUCUCUGAUGAUAAAUGUGAAAACAUUGGUUCAUCGGAAGAGGAUCAAGACAACAGUGGCGGAGAAACUGAACUGCCCGAGAUUGAUCCUCGGACAGAAGACCGUGAACUCAAAAACCGCUUGCUCAGGAAGUACAGUGGUUACUUAAGUAGCCUUAAGCAAGAACUUUCAAAGAAGAAGAAAAAAGGAAAACUGCCUAAAGAUGCAAGGCAAAAGCUACUUAGCUGGUGGGAAUUACAUUACAAAUGGCCUUAUCCUUCGGAAUCAGAGAAGGUGGCGCUGGCAGAAUCAACUGGUUUGGACCAGAAGCAAAUAAAUAACUGGUUCAUAAACCAAAGGAAGCGGCAUUGGAAACCAUCGGAAGACAUGCAAUUUAUGGUGAUGGAUGGCUUGCAUACGCAGAACACUGCUCUCUAUAUGGAUGCCCACUACAUGGUUGAUGGCCAUUACCGUUUGGGACCAUAA